AUGGCAUCUUCUUCUCAUAACAAUUUCGAGGAGUCAAUGGAUGAAACUUUCGAUCAAUUUUUUGAUCAAACUUUCGAUGACGCAUUCGAUGAAGCAUUUCAGAAUUUGGGUGGUCAAGAAGGCGAAAAGAAGACAAGAAAGAAAAGAGUUUUUAUCGAAAGAAACCGUGAAGAAGUUCCAUUCUUUCGUCAGAAGAAGGACGGUCUUGGAAGGCUUGGUCUCUCUACACUUCAGAAGUGUACAGCAGCUAUUCGUGUGUUGGCAUAUGGUUCUGCGCUUGAUGCAGUCGACGAAUAUCUCCGACUGGGUGCAACGACUACUCGACAAUGUGUGGAAAAUUUUGUGGAAGCAAUAAUAGAUUUGUUCGGCGAUCAGUACCUAAGAAAACCAACAGAAGAUGAUCUUCAACGUCUACUUCAUAUUGGAGAGCUUCGUGGAUUUCCCGGGAUGAUAGGAAGCAUCGAUUCUCCGCAAGUGAAUUUUUCGGUCAACGAAAGAGAGUAUCAUCUGGCUUACUAUCUCACCGAUGGUAUUUAUCCGAAAUGGGCAACUUUUAUCCAAUCCAUUCCACUUCCACAAGGGCCUAAAGCAGUUUUAUUUGCUCAACAUCAAGAAGCUGCCCGAAAAGAUGUCGAACGUGCUUUCGGAGUCUUACAAGCUCGAUUUGCCAUUGUAAAAAAUCCGGCACUUUCUUGGGAUAAAGACAAGAUUGGAAAGAUUAUGAGAGCAUGUAUCAUACUCCAUAAUAUGGUAGUAGAAAAUGAACGAGAUAGCUACAGUCUAUACGAUGUUUCUGAUUUUCAACAAGGAGAAGGAAGCGGAAGUUCACACGUCGAUCUCACAUAUUCAACAGAUAUCCCUACAAAUAUCGCCAAUCAGAUGGGUGUUCGAACAAGAAUUCGUGAUAGACAAGCACAUCAACAACUGAAACAUGAUUUGGUUGAGCAUAUAUGGCGUAAAUUUGGAAGUGAUUAA
Brassica rapa (field mustard) is the source of this 975-nucleotide messenger RNA. RefSeq lists its product as uncharacterized. The record is from RefSeq and is a predicted model, not a curated record. NCBI's taxonomy places the organism in Eukaryota, Viridiplantae, Streptophyta, Magnoliopsida, Brassicales, Brassicaceae.